ACACAUCUGAUUGCUCAGAGCAAGCCAAUGGACCUUCCCAAAUGGAAGCUCUGUCCUUGGAGUCUGCCAGCAGGGAAGCUUAUUUCAGCAGAGUGGAAACGUUCACCCCGCUGAAGUGGGCGGGGAAGCCGCCGUCGCUGUCGCCGCUGGUGUGCGCCAGGUUCGGCUGGCAGAACGUGGAGUGUGACAUGCUCAGGUGCUCCAGCUGCCAGGCACACCUGUGCGUCAGCCUGCAGCUGGCCUUCGACCUCAGCAACUACAAGGAGCGCUGUGAGGAGCUCAGGAAGGCCCUGAGCACUGCCCAUGAGAAGUUCUGCUUCUGGCCAGACAGCCCCUGCCCAGAUCGCUUUGCCAGGCUGCUGGUGGAUGAGCCCAGAGUUCUCCUCCAGGAUUUCCUGGAUCGUUUCCAGAGCCUUUGCCAGCUGGAGCUGCAGCUGCCCUCCCUCAGACCAGAAGACCUGAAAAACAUGUCCCUGACAGAGGAAAGGAUCACUCGGCUCCUGCAGCUCAUCGAGGAGGAGCUGGAGCACAAAGGAACAGAGGGAGAAAAGACUCCUGGGAAGAUUUCCACAGAAAUCCUGCAGGUGCAGGUUCCUGCCUGUAUCCUGGCACUGUGUGGCUGGACCUGCAGCGCCGCCUCCGGCUCCAUGAACCUGUCGGUGAUCACCUGCUCGCGCUGCAUGCGCAGGGUGGGGCUGUGGGGUUUCCAGCAGCUGGAAUCUGCUGCGGCCCCCGAGCUGGAUUCCUGCAGCUCCAGCAGCACCACCCCAGCCGCUCCCGAGCGCUUCCCGCCCGUCCCCACGUCCCCACGCAGGAUGCUGACACGGAGCCAGGACCCAGCAUCCGAGCAGCAGCCCGAGAAGAGCCCAUCCCCAGCCGUGUCCCGCCCCAGGGGUUGGGAUUCCCCCAGCUCCAUGGACAAGGGCGAGCUGGAUGUGAGCAGCCCUGCCCUGAGGAGCCGCCCUGUCACCAGGAGCAUGGCACAAGGGGACGCCACGGAGGUGCCGUCGAGUCCCGUGCGCAGGGCCAAGCGGGCACGGCUCUGCUCCUCCAGCAGCUCGGACACUUCCUCCAGGAGCUUCUUUCACCCCAGCUCCCAGCACCGGGACUGGUGUCCCUGGGUCAGCACUGGGGAGGGAGAGGAGUCCCAGGAAGAUUCUGCAUCCCAGACAGAGAAGGAGCCUGGCAAGGCCGAGCCAGGCUGGGAAGUGGUGCUGAAGAGGCUCCUUGGCAUCCAAAAAUGUGACACAGUGCCUGAAACUGAGCCAGUGAGUCUCUCAGAGAAAUCCUGCAAGGUAUUCCGAAUUUUCAGGCAGUGGGAGAGCCUGGAUUCCUCCUGAGCAGCAGCCUGGGGGCAUCCUGAGAGAGCCAAACCUCUGUGGUUGCUGCAGCAGGAAGGGGAUCUGAGGAAGUUCUGCUCAAACAGAGCCCUGCCCACGCUGGAUCCCCUUCUCCUGCCUUCACCAACUGCUGCUGUGUCCCUCAGCUCUGAGGGAUGUGCCAGGGACACGUGGGGUGAUGCUGUCCCCUCGUCACCCCCGCGGUGUCCGGCUGGAAAGGACACCAGGUGGGAAUAAACAUUUCAGUUUUGUUGUUUUUUUCUUUUUCCUGCCUGCUGGCCUGGUGCUGUUUGUUUUUUUUCCCCAUGGUAGGAGGAGGUGUAGCUGCUGUAUCCCUUGGGAUGCUCAUUAUGGGAUCAACAUCUGGCUGCCUCCCCGUUUCCCACUCCACGUUU
Molecule: messenger RNA, 1735 nt
Organism: Ficedula albicollis (Collared flycatcher)
Lineage: Eukaryota; Metazoa; Chordata; Aves; Passeriformes; Muscicapidae
Gene: ZC3HC1
Product: zinc finger C3HC-type containing 1
Exons: 11
Coding region: 42-1340 (432 amino acids)
Cellular component (GO): nucleus
Molecular function (GO): zinc ion binding
Source: RefSeq, a predicted model, not a curated record